CAUGUGACUAGUCCAUGCCAGUACUACAUCGCGACCGUACCGAAACGGAAUUUCUGAAGAGAUCCAUAUUAUAUUCAAUGCCCAUUUUCUCACUUUUUGAUCGUCUUAAAACCUUGUGAAAUGGCGUUAACUUGGACAAUCAGUACAACUGUUAUAUUUUUUAUUUUAAAUUCAUUCAUAAACGUUGUUUUAGCCGCUUAUGCACCAGAUGAAGUUACGAAUCUUCCGGGUUUGAAGACGCAGCCGACCUUUCGUCACUACUCGGGCUACUUGAACGCAUCGGGAGAGGACCGGCUGCAUUACUGGUUUGUUGAAUCUGAGAAUGACCCAGCCAAUGACCCUGUAGUGCUAUGGAUGAAUGGAGGACCAGGAUGUAGCUCCAUGGAUGGUAUGCUGUCUGAGCUAGGACCAUUUCAUGUAAAUAAUGAUGGGCAGAGCUUAUACAUGAAUGAGUUCAGCUGGAACAAGGUUGCUAAUGUCAUCUUUCUGGAAGCACCUGCUGGUGUAGGUUACUCUUAUAAUCCUUCCAAGGAGUAUGCUACUGAUGAUGAUAAGGUGUCUAUGGGUAACUACUUAGCGCUGCAGAGUUUCUUCAAGAAGUUCCCGGAGUAUGCUUCAAAUGAAUUCUAUGUGACAGGGGAGAGCUAUGGAGGCAUCUACGUGCCUACACUCUCUCUCAGAAUCCUCCAGGGUAAUGCUACCAUCAACAUGAAGGGUUUUGCUGUUGGAAACGGAAUUACCAAUUUCACCACUAACUCAGAUUCAUUGGUCUAUUUCGCCUACUACCAUGGACUUAUUGGCCUUAACCUCUGGAAAGGGUUGAAUGACAAGUGUUGUGAUGGGACAUACUGCGUCUUCACUGAAUCAACGGAUACAGGAUGUCUGACACUUGUUCGUGAAACCCUCAACAUUGUAUACAACAUUGGCCUGAACACCUACUCUCUCUACCUGGACUGUUACAACGGGCCGUCGUCUGUGAAGAGCCCUCUACUGACCAGAUAUCAGUUUGACAUGCAGCAUGCCUUGGGCCAUCUACCUACGCAACCACCCAAGUACUAUCAGCCCAUGUCAGCUAUAUUAUCCAAGAGCAAGCUUGGUGUGGUCCCACCUUGUAUCAAUGUCACAGGAGUGACUGCCUACCUGAACCUUCCCGCUGUCAGGAAAGCUCUCCACAUUGCAGAGGAGGCUACUGCAUGGGAAAUCUGCAGUGCUCUUCCAUACAAGACCAUCUACGCCACCAUGUACGAUACCUACAAGUCUAUUCUCACUCAGUAUCGAGGUCUGGUGUACAAUGGAGACACCGACAUGGCCUGUAACUUCCUAGGAGAUGAAUGGUUCAUUGAAUCACUCAACCUGAAGCAGAAAACCGACAGGGCGCCGUGGAAGCUCGGAGACCAGAUUGCGGGCUUCGUGAAGGAGUUUGAAGGACUCUCCCUAGUAACGGUCAAAGGGUCCGGUCACAUGGUACCUCAGGAAAGACCAGCGCAAGCUUUGAAAAUGAUCACCUCUUUCCUCCAGAAUAAACCAUUGUAAUGUAAGAUCAGGUAAUGUAUAUCGAUUUCCAAAGAUGAAAUUGUGAACAAUAAGAAGAAGACAUUAGAUUUUAUAGUACCGGUAAGUCCUUCUGGUUAUUCCAUUAUGCCUCUGUAUUGAAAAUUGUGUGAUGAUUUUCGAUAAAUAGUACAUUGUAAUUUUUAUGUAAGAUUUGAGGCAAGUCUCAAAACUUCCAUCAAGAAUUAGACCAUAGCUUACUCAUUGAAAUAAUAAUAAUUAUAAUAAUAAUGAUAAUAAUAUGCUAUUCUUGUAGAGUGCAUAUGGCAUUAUGAUGUAAUGUCCCUAUCCACAAAGUGGAAAUUGUUACCCUGGCUUUAGCUCUAGUAACUGUAGCACUCGGUGCAUUCAAGAAUAUAUCCUUCUAGCAUGACCAGGUACCCACUUGUUACACCUGGGUCGAGUGUGGCAAUACACCAGUUUACGGUUAUGGGCGCCAUUUUAAUUUACGGGUAAACAAACCAUUGACCUCUAGAGGUCAGUGGUUUACGCGUAAAUUAAGAUAGCGCCCAUGCAAGUAUGAUGUAAGCGCACAGCGCAGGCAGUGUCAUCAAUGUUUUCAGAUGCGCAUGUAUUGUUGCAUCACUGACUGCGCUGUGCGCUCGCAUCGUAUAUGCAUGGGCGCCGUCUUCAAUUACGCGUAAACUGACCUCUAGAGGUCAGUGGUUUGUUUAUCCGUCUAUUAAAAUGGCACCCAUGUCAGCGCAUGCGCACUGUUGUAACUGUAAACUGGUGUAUUGUAGAUUAUUGCUUGCCAGAGAACAUUAGUAGUUCUGCAAGGAAUUGAAAUAGGGGCAGUACACAAUUCACAUUUGUUCUUGGACAAAAGGUUUGAACAGCCAAGAAUUAAUAUACCUUAGCAAUAUAUCAAUUUAAAGUUGCCACUCUCUACCCAGGUGCAGGUGGGAACAUGGAAUACUUGAGCACUGCAUAUCUGUAACUUAGCCAUAGCCCGGCUAAUAAUACUAGGCGUUGUUUCACAAAACCGUCAUUAGUACAAGUUCACUGUUAUCAUACUGGCAUAAGAACUUGUACUUAUGACAGUUUUGUGAAACACUGCCCUGGAGGGUUGGGGAUGCCAUUGAAUGAAUGACACCUGCACUUUAAAAAAAAAGGAGAUGAGAUGAUGAUUUUGUGCCUUUCUUGAGAACUGAUUUAAUUCUAAGUAUGUAGAAGAUCAGUCAGAUUAAGCUGUAAUGGUUUCAGCAAGAAUGAGAAGUGAACAUGAUUCUGGUAAUGUUGUUCAUAUUUGCAAUUUGAGUUUUGAGGAAACAGACUUCUAUAUUUUAUUCAAACGAUUUUAGGCUCCAUGAAUCAAGAUAUUAUUUAGACGUAACCCAGAAAAAAUGUCAGUUCAUUCUUAAUCUAACAUCCCAUCAAUUUACUUAUGAACAAUGAUUAAGAUGACUAAUUGUUGUGUUUUUUUAAUUCUAAAUUUCUAGUUCAUGGAAAUUUAUCAAGUUUAUGAAAAAAUAUUUUUUCAAUGCAUCAAUCAUAAAUUGGCUAUGAAAUUAUAUUGUUCAACAUAAAAUAAACUAUCCUAUGUUUUAGUGUACAUACAAAACCUAGUAUCAUGUAGCAGAUUUUUGAUGGGCUGUGUAAUAUGAUUAAGUUUUCAACAAGUGGUGUUCACAUUAUUUCUCGGUCUGAUCAAAUAUGUCAUUAUAUUCUCAUAUCCCACGACUUCUGGUGCAUUCCUUGUGCAUUUCAAAUAGGUAGAAAUAUAACUAAUGUGAUGAAAACCUCAUAUUCAUAUAUUCUGGUUUAAAGACAGGAUAUUGACUAAGCUAAAUGUAAAUUCUAAUUUGAAAUGUAUCUUUUUAAAUACCUAAUCAGGUAGUGACAAGGGAAUCCCUCCAAUUUAUAGGGAAUCCAUUUAGUUUUUGGAAUGAAGGUAUUUUCUCUGAGCAGAUCUAUAGGAUUGAAGGCAAUGUUUAUUCUGAACUUGACUCAGCUUUGUAUAAUGUCGUUUUAGUAAUAAUGUUCAGUUUGAAAAUUGAAGCAAAGACAGUUUUUGACACCCCCCCCCCCCCCCUCCUCCAAUUCAUAUAGGCUUAAUAGUUAUAGGGUUGUAAUGUGCAAGUAAUCAUUUAAAAUAAAAUCAUGUGUACUUUUAAUAACAUUUAGACAAAUUGCAAUCAAAAAAAUGUUAUUCUAUUUGUUGAUGUAUUUGACAUCUUUAUGACCAAUCAUCUUGAUUUUAAGUGCAGAUAUUAUUCAUACAGUACAUUAGUAUGUUGUAUUGGAGAAGGGAUACGAACUCCUUUGAAAUAUAUAUAUAACUAUCUGCUGCUCAAAUGUUUUCACAUGUUUAUACAAGGCAAUAUCAAAAGUAGAUCUACUGUUUACUCAUGAAAUAAAAUGCUGGUACAGGUACUUAAGUAGAGGCUGUAAAGAAAGUGCAAGUGGGUCAAGUACUACAUGCGUUAUGUGGUAGUAAACUAACACAUAAAGGUAAGCAAUGUUAUUACUGUAUCUUACUUUCUGAAACUUAGUUAUAGGAAGUGUUAUGUUAAGGUGUAUCUAAUUAAUCAAUGCAGGCUUUUGUCAUUAUCAAUUUUAUUAAUAUUAUUAUUUCUUUAUUGCAACCCAAAACUUGAGGUUAGAUUUCAAAUAAAAUAAAAAUACAAACAGAUAGAUAACAAUGGUAGAAAUAAUGUACACAAAGACACAGAAACUGUAGAGUUUGCAUUAUUGUGUUAAUUUGUUAGUAAAUAUGUGACAACUUUUACUGAGUUGUUUUGAUAUUGUAACGAUGAUAACUAGAUUGAGUAAAUAUCUAUUAAUUUCACAUAAUCGUUUACCACUGUAUACUGUUGAGAAAUUCUAAUAGUUAUUAGGACAAAUGCAAGUAGGCAAAUGGGUUCAAUAAUUGGCCUUAAAUUUACCAUAACUGAUUAUUAUGUGCUAAUAUUUGGCAAACGAAAAAUUCCUUUCAUAAUGACAGUAAAUAUUUGCUCUAAUGGAAAGAAUUCAAAUAAAGACCAAUGUUUAUGGAGAACAUUA
Messenger RNA from Strongylocentrotus purpuratus (purple sea urchin), 4557 nucleotides. RefSeq names its product lysosomal protective protein. Gene Ontology annotation, molecular function: serine-type carboxypeptidase activity. Gene Ontology annotation, biological process: proteolysis. The record is from RefSeq and is a predicted model, not a curated record. Lineage: Eukaryota; Metazoa; Echinodermata; Echinoidea; Camarodonta; Strongylocentrotidae. Bases 121 to 1533 code for a protein of 470 amino acids. The transcript is spliced from 9 exons.